AUGGACCUUCUUGUUUGUGGCUCUGGUCAUCACUGCAUUGCAUCCAACCGGAAGACGCACGGCAAACGAGCACCUGCAACCAAGAUCCAGCUUACCACACAAGCGAUCUCCCAGCGCAAAGCUCGUGUGCGUACCCGUCGCCCCGCCGAGGUUGCCUCCCGUCACAGCGGUGCAGGACUGGGGCUGCGUCAAGUAACACAAAAGCUGCGGCAGAGCUCCACGAGAGCCGCGAGAAACGCGCCCAGCUGGAUUAAGGACCUCAACUUCAGCAUGGACGUUGCGCUCGAAGCUAACGAUGCAACCUUUUCUUCCUCGAAACCUUGGCCGGUGAAGGACGUGGUGUAUGUUGCCAUUGUGGGAGGCGUCUUUCUGGCAGCCUUGGUCGAAUGGUUCCUUUGGUUGAUCGCGUUCCUCUAUUGCCUGGUCAAGGUCUUCGUCAAGGCCGAUGGCAAAACGAAGUGGUCAAUCAGGAUCUUAUCUGCGGUGCUCAUGGUCUUCUUUACCUGCAUGCGACUCGUCUUUCUGCCGAUCAUGGUUGUCACUCUUCCUCUGCCCUCGCAAGUCGUUCAAUACUUUCCAAGGGAGAUGGUCAGCAUUCUCCAAUGGUUUGCCUUCUGGUCUUUCGCUGGCCUUCUCACAGUGCCUUGGCUGUUCUGUGUAUAUCAGCUGGUCACACACAACGUCGGCAGAGAGCGAAGAAUCAAGACGGUGCUGGACGAGCACUCGGCUCCCAAGGUGGUCAUUGUGAUGCCGUGCUAUGCCGAGAAACCAGAGGUCCUGCUACGUACUGUGGACUCGAUUGUGGACUGCGAGUAUCCCCCUUCAUGUAUGCAUAUCUUUCUAUCGUUCGACGGCGACAAGGAGAAUGAGCUAUUCUUGAAGACGAUCGACUGCCUAGGUGUCCCGAUAACCCUAGAGCAUUACCCAAAGAGCAUCGAUGUCAAAUACCGGCACUGCAGAAUCACCGUCUCAAGGUUUCCCCAUGGCGGCAAACGCAGCUGCCAGAAGAGAACAUACAGGCUCAUCGAUAAGGUGUACGAGAACUAUCUGCGACGGAACGACAACCUGUUUAUGCUUUUCAUCGACAGCGACUGUAUCCUGGACAAAUACUGUGUACAAAACUUCAUGUACGAAAUGAAUCUCAAGCCUGGGAGCAAGCACAACAUGCUCGCCAUGACCGGAGUCAUUACCUCCACAACCAAGAGAAACUCGUUGAUUACGGUGCUCCAGGACAUGGAAUACAUCCACGGACAGCUCUUCGAACGAUCCGUGGAAAGCGGGUGCGGAGCGGUCACCUGCCUUCCAGGUGCACUCACGAUCCUGCGCUUCUCUGCAUUCCGGCAAAUGGCAAAAUACUACUUCGCCGAAAAGGCUGAACAGUGUGAUGAUAUGUUUGACUACGGUAAGAUGCAUCUCGGAGAAGAUCGAUGGCUCACGCAUCUUUUCAUGAUUGGUGCAACAGAGCGAUAUCAGAUUCAGAUGAAUACAAGCGCCUUCUGCAAAACAGAAGCAGUCGAGACUUACAAAAGCUUGUUGAAGCAGCGGCGAAGGUGGUUUCUGGGAUUCAUCACCAACGAAGCAUGUAUGCUGACCGACCUCCGCCUGUGGAAGCGUUAUCCUCUACUGCUUUUGAUCCGGCUGGCUCAAAACACCAUCCGCACGACAGCCCUGCUGUUCUUCAUCAUGGUCAUCUCCAUCAUCAGCACGUCUCAAAAGAUAUCAAACUUGCCAGUCGGCUUCAUCGCCGUCUCGUUAGGUCUGAAUUGGGUGCUGAUGCUGUAUUUUGGUGCCAAGCUGGGCAGAUACAAGAUUAUGCUAUACCCACUCAUGUUCGUGGUGAAUCCAUUCUUCAAUUGGCUCUAUAUGGUCUAUGGCAUCUGCACCGCGUAUGAACGAACAUGGGGAGGACCACGAGCAGACGCUCUGCAGGCGGAUGAACAGACGACUCCAUCCCAAGCGGUCGCCAACGCACUUGCCAGCGGAGACGAGCUCAACAUCAAGCCCGAAACUUUCCGACCCAAAGCAGAGAGCCGGCCACCGUUGAUGCCUUCAGAGUCCCUAGAUGGACGCUUUGCACCUGCUGAGCAAAUGCCUGGCGGCUUCUAUAGACAGGGCAACAACCACAACGCCACCGCUCUACGCUCUGAUAUGACUCCGCGAGAGCAAGAAGCAGUUUCAUCCAGCGACAGGCGUCGGGAUCAGUCACAGGACUCCUACUCAUCUGAAUGGAGUUCACGAGACUCACGAUACUCGGUUCCGAUGCCACGGCGCGUGGAAAGCAUUGUGGGACCUGAGAUCACGGCCGCGUAUCACGCUCGACAAGCGACGCAACGACCAGCGGGCGGGGCUUUCUUUGAGACGGGACAGUUCGAGACAGAAGCAGAGGUGCGGCGCGAGCUGGAAAAGCCAUCUUCCAGCAUGGGAGAAGCGCGUCGUACAGCCAAUCGGCCACAUUCUGUGGAGAGUACCAGAUCUGAUAUGUCGGAACAUUCGGUAGACAUGCACUUUGCACCGGUGCAGCGCCGAACACCUCCACCUCCCGUGCCAAGUUCGGCGCCAAACCCACCACAACCGGGGGUGAAAGCUCCCACGCGCGCCGAGGAAGCUUCGUCUCGUCGCAGCCACUCUCCAGUUGGUUUAGCAGUGCCAGCGUCGGCACAUCCAUCACGGACGGGCCGAUCAGGCAGUGUGACACGAAUCGGGAAAAGUCCUCUGACGCGCAAGAGCUAUACUCGGCUGGCAACGGACGAUGCGGGAUCUACGGCUGGGUCUGCUACCGAUGUUGUGGUGACAGUGCCUACUCGAUCGUCGUUUGAUGAGGAAUGGUCCAGAAGAGGACGACGACGCAGGAGCAGCAUUGGCGUUGAUGGCCGGCGACGGCUUAGCAAGCAGCCUCGAGAGAGUCGAUCGUCGAGUAGAGCUUGAGACCCGCGGGAGUUGGGUUUGUUUAUAAAGGUGGGUGGGCACAGAGGAAUCGGAGGGAGGGAGGGAGACGGAGACUUUGCUGCACUCGUCACUAACCUGAG
Molecule: messenger RNA, 3026 nt
Organism: Sphaerulina musiva SO2202
Lineage: Eukaryota; Fungi; Ascomycota; Dothideomycetes; Mycosphaerellales; Mycosphaerellaceae
Product: glycosyltransferase family 2 protein
Exons: 3
Coding region: 1-2925 (974 amino acids)
Cellular component (GO): cell septum; cell periphery
Molecular function (GO): chitin synthase activity
Source: RefSeq, a predicted model, not a curated record